CCCAAAACUAGUGUUACUCUCUGUUAAACACACGCACUCUCACUUCCGUUGGAAAAUGUCCCAAAGGAAAGAAGAACGAGGAGCGAUCCUCCGACGCAGGACGAAGCGUGAUGAUCUCCCAGACGAAAUCGUGUUGGAAAUCUUAGCAAGGUUACCUGUGAAAUCUCUCCUAAGAUUCAGGUGCGUUUGCAAACCCUGGUACUCUUCCAUAGCCAAACCCAGUUUCAUCUCUACCCACCAUCUUAAUCACAGUCAUCACGGUUAUGUCAUACACAUUCCUAGGAGUAUUCCUGCACCUUCUUCUUCUCUCGCUUGCGACGGCGCAUUUGAAACGAUACCCGAGUUUAGAGUUCCCUUCACUUUUCAAUCUCAGUUUUCCCGCUUUGUGGGUUCAUGUAAUGGCAUGUUGUGUUUCACUGGUCAUGGAUCAAAGUUUAAUGAUGUUUACUUGUGGAACCCCAGUAUUAGAAAAUUUAAGAGGUUGCCCAAUAACCAGUUUCCUCUUCUGACAUUCGGAAUUGGGUAUGAUUCCCAGAAUAAUGACUUCAAGCUUGUUGGGAUUUCACAGGCUUUUGCCAAUCCUAAGCCUCCCCCUGAGGCUGAGGUGUUCUCGUUGAGCUCGGAUUCAUGGAAAAGAGUUGAACUUGGAAUCUCGCUGAGACCCAAUCUUGUGUACUGCAAUUUUAUUGAUUAUUUGCCAUCACCGUUUGUUAGUGGACAUUUGCAUUGGAUGUUUAAAUUUUUAGAUGAUGGAGGUGGGCAAGGGAGGCGUUGUGCUGAUUUGCUUUUGUCAUUUGAUGUCAGUAGUGAGAAAUUCAAUGAGGUACCACUGCCUAAUGAAGGAAGUUGUUUUACGAGAUGUGUUACGUCAUUCAAGGGGAAGCUGGCUUUGAUUGAAAUUAGAAGUGGUGCCCAACCAUUUAGCAAGCUAUGCUCCAUUUGGGUGAUGAGAGAGUAUGGUGUGAUUGAUUCCUGGAAUAAACUUAGUGUUCUAUCAAUUGGAAAUCUUCAUGGUUUCAUUGGUUUCACCGAGUAUGGCUUACAUCUAGUUCAAAAAGGGCCUCGGCUGGUCUCUACCAACAGUAAAUUAAAGAGGAAACAUAAGUAUGUUUUAAUUGACCCCGAAACUCUACAUGAGAAGGAGAUUAGCACUCAAGCUGAUUAUUGUUUAGAGGUAGCAACUUACAUGGAGAACCUUGCUUUACUAGAUGGAAGAAAUGUGGUAUCUUACUAAGAAGAUGGUGCUAUGUGUAUAAGAAGUGAUGUCAUUACAGCUAUGGAUGAAUUGAAAUCCUUGUCAUGCUUUUACUUGUAGCAAUAGGCAUGUUAAUAUUGUUAAAACCAUAAUUUUCUUCCCGGAUUUAUAUGAUUCUUUUAUGGGUGUCGCUGUUAUA
Molecule: messenger RNA, 1394 nt
Organism: Quercus robur (English oak)
Lineage: Eukaryota; Viridiplantae; Streptophyta; Magnoliopsida; Fagales; Fagaceae
Product: F-box/kelch-repeat protein At3g23880-like
Exons: 1
Coding region: 56-1234 (392 amino acids)
Molecular function (GO): protein binding
Source: RefSeq, a predicted model, not a curated record